Messenger RNA from Anas platyrhynchos (mallard), 3205 nucleotides. It is a transcript of the gene AGGF1, whose product is annotated as angiogenic factor with G-patch and FHA domains 1. Lineage: Eukaryota; Metazoa; Chordata; Aves; Anseriformes; Anatidae. Gene Ontology annotation, biological process: positive regulation of angiogenesis. Gene Ontology annotation, molecular function: protein binding; nucleic acid binding. The record is from RefSeq and is a predicted model, not a curated record.
GCCGGGCCGGGUUCGCGGGCGCAGGCGCGGGCGCGCGCACGACGCCGCCGUUGGUGCCCCUCGCGCCCGGCCGGGGCGCCAUGGCCGGGGCCGGCGGGGCCCGCUCGGUGCCGCGCGGCGGGCGGCGGGCGGCGGGGGGGCGCUGAGGCGGCGGCGGGGAAACGGGGACGGGGACGGGGACUGGGGCUGGGGCAUGGCCUCCCCGCCCGGCAGCGAGGAGAGGGGCCUGCGGGAGCGGGUGGCGGCGCUGGAGGCGGAGCUGGGCGCCUGCCGCGGGCAGCUGGAGCGGGCGCAGCGCCGGCUGCGGAGAGCAGAGCGCCUGCACCGCGAGGAGAGGGAGGGCGGCCGGGCGCUGAGGAGACAGGUGGAAGAGCUCACUAAGGAAAUCCACAGCAGGAAGGAGAAGGAUACAUCUAGCAUAGGCAUACAGACAGAGGACUACGCGGCGUGGUCACAAGCAGAUUAUUACUACUAUGAAAAUUAUUAUAAUCACACUGAUACUCAGGACUGUGCACCCGAGCUAUCAGUGCAGCACAAUCAUAUGACAGAAGGCACUGAGCAAAACUCCACAGAGGAGUUAAAGGAGGACAUUAAUGUUCCUGAAAGUGUGGAUAGCGCUGGAGUUACUGAAGGUGGAGAAGAGGAAAAUUUCGUCCAGAAUUCACAGGAAACAGAAGGUGCAUCAGUACCAGAGGGCUCCUUGGCUGAGAGCUUGAGAGCUGCUGCAGAAGCUGCUGUUUCACAAACAGGAUUUAUUUAUGAUGAAAAUACAGGAUUGUAUUAUGACCAUAGCACUGGAUUCUACUAUAAUUCGGAAAAUCAACUGUAUUAUGAUCCAACAACUGGAAUUUACUAUUACUGCGAUGUGGAAAGUGGCAGGUACCAGUUUCAUUCACGAGUGGAUCUACAGUCUUAUCAGGCUUCUGGUUCUCAGCACACUAAGGAUAAAAAAGGGAAAAAGAAGAGAAAAGAAACGGAGUGGAAUACUGCAAAUGAGUAUAAGGAUUUGGACGCAGAAGAGCAGAAAUCAUCUAACAGUCUGAACUGUUUUUCCACUACUGAGCAAGUAAGUUCUACUGAAGAGGAAGAGUCUCCUAAUGCAAGAAAGAAGACUAAAAUGGACACAAAAAUACGAACCAGUCUAACAGCCAAAGAAUCGUUUUCCACAGACAGUAUAAAUUCACAUUCACGCAAAAGUACACCAGAUACUGCAGCAUACACAGAUGACAGUAAAAUAGUAGACACAGAAAGUGAGCCAGAAGAAGGUGAAAUUACGGAUACUGAACAUGAAGUCUACAGCAGUGAAGAUGAAGUAACAAGUGAAGAAACCAGUGAUUCAGAAGACUCAGAAAAUGAAGAUGAAGAAAAGAUUUGGCCUCCUUGUAUCAGAGUCAUUGUAAUAAGAUCACCAGUUCUACAGACUGGAUCACUUUAUAUUAUCACAGCUGUGAAACCUGCUACCAUUGGAAGAGAAAAAGAUGUUGGACACACACUUCAGAUCCCUGAAGUUGGAGUCAGUAAGUUCCAUGCAGAAGUAUAUUUUGACCAUGAUUUGCAAAAUUACGUUCUUGUGGAUCAAGGCAGUCAGAAUGGGACAGUCGUUAAUGGAAAUCAGAUUCUUCAGCCGAAAACAAAAUGUGAUCCCUACAUCUUGGAGCAUGGUGAUGAAGUGAAGAUUGGUGAAACCGUACUUUCUUUUCAUAUACAUCCUGGCAGUGAUACUUGUGAUGGAUGUGAACCAGGUCAAGUCAGAGCACAUCUUCGCCUGGAUAGGAAAAAGGAAUCCUCUGUUUGCCCGGCACUUAGCAAAGAAGAGAGAGAGUUAGUCAGAAGAAAAGCAUUAAAACAGAUACGGGUAAAAUAUGGCUUACAGAAUACAGAGUAUGAAGACAACAAAGCAGUGAACAACCCAAAGUACAAAGACAGAGCAGGAAAACGCAGAGAGACCAUUGGCAGUGAAGGAACUUUCCAGAGAGAUGAUACUCCAGCUUCUGUCCAUAUUGAAAUCAGUGACAGCAACAAGGGACACAAAAUGUUGGAGAAGAUGGGAUGGAAAAAAGGGGAAGGCCUGGGCAAGGAUGGUGGUGGCAUGAAGGACCCGAUCCACCUUCAGUUACAUAAGCUGAAUGCAGGUUUGGGUACAAGCAGACCGGCCUCAAUUGAAGAUGUUCAGAUCAUCCAGAGCAAGAAUAAAAAGAAUUGGGAUAAAGCAAGAGAAAGGUUUGCUGAAAACUUCCAAGAACCUAAAUCACAAAAGGAUACACCUAAGAUUACGCCUUGGGUUAGAGGGACCGCAGACUGAAAUAAUGUGGUUCCACAGCAGGGUAAUUCCUGUGUGUAAAUAGUUGGAAGAGAAUUUAUUUUUAUUCUUUUUCUUUUGCUAAAGCAGAGGUUUGGUGAUAUGUAAAAUACAGUUGUGGAAACAAUUAUGCUAGAUUAACUCUAGUAUGUUAAUUGGUUUUCUGUAGUCUUCAUGCUUUUAUAAAAACAUUUUUAAUAGGAAAUGAAAGAAACCUAGGGGAUAUUCAACUUUAAAUACUUGAAUGUGAUUCUCAUCACGAGCAGGAAGUUUCUUUAGUUUUGUUUUUAACACAAGUUCAUGAAAAACCAAAACACGUUAGAUUUGAUAACCUUAACUUUUGAACAGCAGUUUAAAAGCAAGCUGAAACAAACACCCCACACCCCCAAAAGAACAGAACAUUGUAUUGCCUUUUCCUUUCUUGUAUGUUUAUUCAUGAUUGCCAUGAAAUGUUCAGCAAGAGGUACACGAUUUCUUAAAUUCAUACACUUCAUUACCAGUCAUGUCUCAGCUUACCUUCAGUAGAAAACAAAAAUUGUUUUUAAUGAUCCAUCAGUACUGUUAAAAAUAAAUAAAGUGCUCCAUGAAAUAAACUACCAGCAUUGGUGAAGAAAACAAUGUUCGAAGAGACGACAGCGUGUAGCAAAAUUUUCUUCUGUGAAGAAUUUGCUUGAGACUUGUUCAGAAAAUCUGUAUCAUGUCUUUUAAAAGAGGGGGUAUGUUUAGAAAACUGCUGUCUGUAUGUAUUGUUUAUUAAUUUCUUGUUCUGAUGCAUCCAUUGCUGGCAAUGGAGUUUCUGCCAGGGAAAAAAAAAAACAUUUUGGGUGGAAAAGGAUUGCCAAACUGAAGCUAACAGCUUGGUAUUUAUUCACUGUUCCUAAACACAAUAAAUUAUUGUAAAUUUAA